This is a messenger RNA of Candidula unifasciata, 878 nucleotides long. NCBI's taxonomy places the organism in Eukaryota, Metazoa, Mollusca, Gastropoda, Stylommatophora, Geomitridae. The record is from the annotation of a GenBank genome assembly.
GCACCGCUGCAGUGGCUGCUGCAGGAAUAUUUGCUGGUCUUCGCAUCACAGGCAAGAAGUUGACAGAUAACAAGUUUGUUUUCCAAGGAGCUGGGGAGGCAUCAUUAGGCAUAGCUCAGCUUUUAUCAUUGGCUAUGCAAGAGGAAGGGGCAACCAAAGAAGAAGCUAACAGCAAGAUCUGGAUGGUUGACUCUAAGGGCCUAAUAACAAAUGGUCGUCCCUCAGGUGGAAUUUCUGGUCACAAAAAGGACUUUGCCAAGGAUUACAAACACAUGACAAGCCUAGAAGAUGUUGUUGAGGAGUUGAAGCCAACUGCCAUUAUUGGGGCUGCUGCUAUUCCUGGAGCAUUUACCGAGAAGGUAUUAAGAUCCAUGGGCAAACAUAAUGAACGACCAAUCAUCUUUGCCCUCAGCAACCCCACGGAUAAGGCUGAGUGCACUGCAGAGCAAGCCUACACUUUGACUGAUGGUCGUUGUGUUUUUGCUAGUGGGAGCCCUUUCCCAACAUUCACCCACAAGGGACAGACAUUUCACCCUGGCCAGGGCAACAAUGCUUACAUCUUCCCAGGUGUGGCACUUGGUUUAAUCACAUGUGGUGUGCGACACAUACCAGAUGCACUCUUUUUACGAGCAGCUAAGUGUGUCUCCAACCUGGUGACUGAUCAACAUCUGAAAGAAGGCAGAGUCUACCCACCAUUGAAUGAAAUUCAGAAUGUGUCCUUGACCAUUGCUGUAGACUUGGCUGAGUAUGUAUAUAAGAAUGACUUGGCGUCUGCUUAUCCAGAACCUGAGGAUAAAGAGGCCUAUAUUCGAUCAUUCAUUUACGACACCAACUACGAAUGUUUUGAGCCUGAAACAUGGGACUGGCCUGACAACUAA